AUUACGUUGAAGAAGCCGCGAGCUAUCUUCCUCCCAAAAUUCGAGAUCUAAGCGUAUCCUUUUUUAGCUAUGCGCAAGAUAGAGAGGGUAGAAAGUCCAUUUUGGGUUAUGCUGCGACAGCAGCAUUAUCUUAUUACGUCGGUCGAACAGUUUACAACAUCUUUCUCCCUCCAAGAAAACUGAGACACAUUCCAAGAGCAAGUUCAUCAGCAAUGAUACUUUCCAUGAUCAAAGGAUCGAGCCCCUCUGAAAGAUCUCGCGAAUUUAUCAUGCCAAUUAUUGAGGAGCAUGGCAUCUGCUUAAAAUAUCAACUAGGCAAAUGGACUGUAGUUGUUGCUGAUUAUGACGAACUCAAGCCAUUCUUAAAGGAUAUCAACACAUUCCCAAAAAGGCAUAUGGUCUUCAGCAAGGAUUUUGACGUAACAAAUGCUCCCAAUAUCUUAGGAACCAAUAAAGAGGUCUGGAAGCGUCAACGAAAAGCCGCAAACCCAGCUUUUCACCGUAGAAUGCCUGUAGCCACCUUUGGAGAGGUCAUGAAGACUAUGUUUAGAACGAUUGAGACCGAUAGAAUCCAAUAUCCAGACUUGGCUUCGUUCAACAGGCGCUUUGCUUUGGAUUGCAUUGGUCUGGGUGGAUUUAGCUUUGAUAUGGGAUCAGUUGCAGAUCCAAAUUCAGAGUAUGCUACUAUCUACAAUGAAGCCUUCAAGAUUAUACAGGAUCCUAUUCAGUUUUUGUUUCCUAGCUUCAGUAAGCUGCCAGCCUCAUGGUUCGCUUACCGCCAGAAAGCUGUAGUCGCUUCUCGUAAAUUUAGGCAGCUCUUGACCGGAAUUGUGGAAACUAGAAAGCAAGCGUUCAUCGAGAGCCUCGAAACUGGGCAUAAUCAAGAAUUGAUAGACAUGGAUCUGCUUACUAUGCUCAUCAACGCAAACUUGAACCAAGAUGGAUCGUCUACUUACCUAACUGAUAGCGAGCUAAUUUCCAACUUAGCUAUCUUUUAUGCCGCUGGUCACGAAACUACCGCCAAUGCAUUGUCGUCUAUGUUGUAUUACUUGGCUGUGAACCCCAAGCAUCAGCAACGUCUUAGAGAGGAAGUGAUCAGUAUCAUGGGUGAUGCACCAGAAGACGCUAUUCCUACGGAUGAACAGCUUCGUCAGAUGAAAUUUUUAGAGUGCUGUAUCAAAGAGUCAAUGAGGAUCAACCCACCAACGUCCGGUAACCAAUUGAGAACGGCUGCUGAAGACACAACGUUGGGCAAUUUCUUCAUCCCGAAAGGAACGGACUUAGGAAUGGAUAUUUGGGUUACACACCAUCUUGAAAAGUAUUGGAAAGAUUCUGAUACUUUCAACCCUUCACGAUUCGACAAAGAAAGUUCAGAUUACGUGGAUUCCACAUGGAUGCCUUUCGGCGCUGGUGAACGUAUUUGCAUCGGCAUGAACUUCAGUUUGGCAGAGCAGCGCAUAUUUCAUGCCAUGUUCACUCGCAAAUACGAGUACUCUCUUCGUCCUAACAGUGAACACGCGAAUGGUAUGGUCAACGCUAAAGCAAUAUUCGGAUUGUUCGGCCCCCAAGACCUCGAGCUCUCAUUAAAGAAGAGAUAUUGACAGACAUGACCAUGACAAAGUUAUAUUAUUAAAUGUCAUUUUCAGUUUUAUUAAAUUGACAGCAUGCUGAGUAGGGAAGACAAGUAUAUCGUGGGAGGAUUAGGACGUGGACGUAGAUAAUAUAGAAACUUGAGCCAUAUAUGAAGGCGAAUACUGGAAUAUCAAAAACGAAGAGAAAUAGGUAACAACAGAAAAUGAUAUUAAACCCAAUGGGCAAGG
Messenger RNA from Umbelopsis ramanniana AG, 1820 nucleotides. RefSeq lists its product as uncharacterized. Gene Ontology annotation, molecular function: heme binding; monooxygenase activity; oxidoreductase activity, acting on paired donors, with incorporation or reduction of molecular oxygen. The transcript is spliced from 6 exons. Bases 213 to 1601 code for a protein of 462 amino acids. NCBI's taxonomy places the organism in Eukaryota, Fungi, Mucoromycota, Umbelopsidomycetes, Umbelopsidales, Umbelopsidaceae. The record is from RefSeq and is a predicted model, not a curated record.